Molecule: messenger RNA, 688 nt
Organism: Peromyscus maniculatus bairdii (prairie deer mouse)
Lineage: Eukaryota; Metazoa; Chordata; Mammalia; Rodentia; Cricetidae
Product: late histone H2B.L4-like
Cellular component (GO): nucleosome
Molecular function (GO): protein heterodimerization activity; DNA binding; structural constituent of chromatin
Source: RefSeq, a predicted model, not a curated record
CCUCAGAAACUGCCAUUUUCUGACUUCGGUCAUGGCCACUUCCUCGAUCGCCCUGGCAGGUGCCUCCGCUAUGGCCGCUGUGGAGGAGCCAACUGCUGUGGAGGAGCCAAAAGCUGUGGACAAGCAAGACUCUGAUACAUCUAAGAAGGCUGUCAAGGUCCGAAAGCCUAAAAAAGUCACCUCAGAGAAGGAGAAGCAGCCAGAGAAGUGUCGUCGCUCUCUCCGCCUUCUCCAGCGCCAACGUAUGAAGGAAAAUGAGCGCCGAGCUGCCCGCCUCUUGAGACGCCGUAGGAACAGCUUCGCCAUUUAUUUUCCCAAGGUGCUAAGAAGAGUCCAUGUGGGCUUCACCCUUUCGGAGCAGUCCGUGCGCAUCUUGGAUUCGUUUGUGAAGGAUAUGUUUGAAAGAAUCGCCAAUGAAGCAAGCAACUUGGCCCGUCAAAACAAAAGCUCGACGAUCAACUCUAGAGAGAUCCAGACUGCUGUGCGUCUUCUGCUUCCUGGCAAGAUCUGCAAGCAAGCAGUGUCUGAAGGCACCAUGGCCCUGGUCCGGUACAUCUCUAGCAAGUGAAUGGCUUUGACUUUCAACAAAACCCAAAGGCUCUUUUCAGAGCCACCACUUCUCCUAAGAGAGCUGUAGCAUCAGCUCAAUUUUGACCUUAGGGAGGCCCCACCCGCACCCCCUGCCCCU